CCCAAUCCUAAAACGCGACCCCUCGCUUCCCCCCCUCGACUGAGGAGCCCCCACUCCGGCUGGAGCGGCGCAGGCGCGGAAGAGUAGCAGUCACAAGCUCAGACGGACAUCAAAAGGGAGAUAAGACACUUCUACAAAAGCUAAUAAUACAAGGUAAAAUGUGGGGAUUGAAGAACAACUCUCCCCCGGCUCUGGUGGUUCUCUCAUCCUGACGGGAGAAAGAAGAGAGAGUUGCAGCGAAAGUCACGGCAGUUGGGUGUCAGCUGAUUUACUGCAGCGGCGGCGGUGGCAGCGGCGGCAACGGCACCUUGCAACCUCGGUGGGGAGACGCCGGCUGGGCUCGGGUUGUGGUUUGCCUACCCGGAUUUGAGCACCCCACAUCUUCCUCACAUAACGUCCUCGCCUUGUCCACCUUUGACGGGGCGCCCACGGGUGGUGGGACGGACAACAUCGCGGCAUGAGAUGAAGCUGUGACAGAUGGGGAAGCUGAAACCCAGAGGGGUAACUUUUUCAAGAUCCCACAGAAGAGCCAGGAUUUGAAUACAGUUCUGAUUGUUUGAAAGCACAAUGGCGGGAAACAGCCUUGUCCUACCCAUUGUUCUUUGGGGUCGCAAAGCACCAACACAUUGCAUCUCAGCAGUACUUUUAACAGACGAUGGGACCACAAUUGUAACUGGAUGCCAUGAUGGACAAAUAUGUCUCUGGGAUCUUUCAGUAGAAUUAGAAGUUAAUCCUCGAGCACUGUUGUUUGGUCACACAGCCUCAAUCACCUGUUUGUCUAAAGCUUGUGCUUCUAGUGACAAACAGUAUAUUGUGAGUGCAUCUGAAAGUGGAGAGAUGUGUCUCUGGGACGUGAAUGAUGGCAGAUGUAUUGAGUUUACAAAAUUAGCCUGCACACAUACAGGUAUACAGUUUUACCAGUUUUCUGUUGGAAAUCAGAGAGAAGGAAGGCUUUUAUGCCAUGGCCACUAUCCUGAAAUCCUCGUUGUGGAUGCCACCAGCCUUGAGGUGUUAUACUCCUUAGUAUCAAAGAUCUCUCCAGACUGGAUUAGCUCCAUGAGUAUUAUCCGAUCCCACCGAACACAAGAGGACACUGUGGUCGCACUCUCAGUGACGGGCAUCUUGAAGGUGUGGAUUGUUACCUCUGAAAUAAGUGGCAUGCAGGAUACUGAGCCAAUAUUUGAGGAGGAAUCCAAACCGAUUUAUUGUCAGAAUUGCCAAAGCAUUUCUUUUUGUGCAUUCACACAAAGGUCACUUUUGGUUGUGUGCUCCAAGUAUUGGAGGGUUUUUGAUGCUGGAGACUAUUCCUUGCUGUGUUCAGGUCCUAGUGAAAAUGGACAGACGUGGACUGGAGGUGACUUUGUAUCAGCAGAUAAAGUAAUCAUUUGGACUGAAAAUGGGCAAAGUUAUAUUUACAAACUACCUGCCAGUUGCCUUCCAGCUAGUGAUUCAUUCCGCAGUGAUGUGGGGAAAGCAGUUGAAAAUUUAAUUCCUCCUGUACAACAUAGCCUCUUGGAUCGAACAGAUAAAGAGUUGCUAAUUUGUCCUCCUGUUACUCGGUUUUUCUAUGGAUUCAAGGAACACCUCCACAAACUAUUAAUUCAAGGUGAUUCUUCAGGAAGAUUGAAUAUUUGGAACAUAUCAGACACACCUGAUAAACAGGAAGAACUGAAAAUGACAACUUCUGUUAGUUUGCAAGAGGCAUUUGAUAAACUGAAUCCUUGUCCUGCUGGAAUUAUAGAUCAGCUGAGUGUGAUUCCCAGUAGUAAUGAACCUCUUAAAGUAACCGCAAGUGUGUACAUACCAGCACAUGGACGACUUGUCUGUGGCCGUGAGGAUGGAAGCAUCAUCAUUGUGCCUGCCACACAGACAGCCAUUGUACAGCUGCUGCAAGGGGAACACAUGCUCCGAAGAGGUUGGCCACCUCACAGAACCCUCCGCGGUCAUCGGAACAAAGUCACAUGUUUGCUAUAUCCUCAUCAGGUCUCAGCUCGUUAUGACCAAAGAUAUCUGAUAUCUGGAGGCGUGGAUUUUUCAGUCAUAAUUUGGGACAUAUUUUCUGGAGAAAUGAAACAUAUCUUCUGUGUGCAUGGUGGUGAGAUUACUCAGCUUCUAGUUCCACCUGAAAACUGUAGUGCAAGAGUGCAGCACUGCAUCUGCUCUGUAGCCAGUGACCACUCAGUGGGGCUUCUAAGUCUGCGAGAGAAGAAAUGCAUUAUGCUGGCAUCUCGUCAUCUCUUCCCUAUUCAGGUCAUCAAGUGGAGGCCUUCUGAUGAUUACCUGGUAGUGGGAUGUUCAGAUGGCUCUGUAUACGUCUGGCAAAUGGAUACUGGUGCGUUGGAUCGCUGUGUGAUGGGGAUCACAGCAGUGGAGAUACUAAAUGCCUGCGACGAAGCAGUUCCUGCUGCAGUUGACUCUCUCAGUCAUCCAGCAGUCAACCUAAAGCAGGCCAUGACACGGCGUAGUCUGGCCGCUCUUAAAAACAUGGCUCAUCAUAAGCUACAGACUCUUGCAACUAACCUCUUGGCUUCUGAGGCCUCUGACAAAGGAAAUUUGCCUAAAUAUUCUCAUAACUCCCUGAUGGUUCAGGCAAUAAAGACAAACCUAACAGACCCGGACAUACAUGUGCUUUUCUUUGAUGUGGAAGCGUUGAUUAUUCAACUCCUGACUGAAGAAGCCUCUAGGCCGAAUACUGCGCUUAUUUCCCCAGAGAAUUUGCAAAAAGCAUCUGGCGGUUCAGACAAAGGGGGCUCUUUUCUAACUGGAAAACGAGCAGCAGUUCUCUUCCAACAAGUGAAAGAAACUAUCAAAGAGAACAUAAAGGAACAUCUCCUGGACGAUGAAGAGGAGGAUGAGGAGAUGAUGAGGCAGAGAAGAGAAGAGAGCGACCCAGAGUAUCGGGCCAGCAAAUCUAAGCCGUUGACCUUAUUAGAGUAUAAUUUAACGAUGGACACUGCAAAAUUGUUCAUGUCAUGUCUUCAUGCCUGGGGUUUAAAUGAAGUUCUGGAUGAAGUUUGUCUUGAUCGCCUUGGAAUGCUGAAACCGCACUGCACAGUAUCUUUUGGUCUCCUAUCGAGAGGAGGUCAUAUGUCCCUGAUGCUUCCUGGUUAUAAUCAGCCUGCUCGGAAGCUGUCGCAUGGGAAAGCCGAAGUAGGAAGGAAGCUGCCAGCAACUGAGAGCGUUGGAAGGGGAACUUACGGAGUGUCCCGAGCCGUCACCACACAGCAUCUCCUGUCUAUCAUAUCUUUGGCAAAUACAUUAAUGAGUAUGACCAACGCAACUUUUAUUGGCGAUCAUAUGAAGAAGGCUCCUACCAGGCCACCUCGACCAAGCACCCCAGACCUUUCUAAGGCAAGGGGUUCCCCUCCAACUUCCAGUAAUGUUGUGCAAGGACAGAUUAAACAAGUUCCUGCUCCUGUCAUUUCCGCUCGGUCUGAUGCUGACCACUCUGGCUCUGACCCUGCUUCUACUCCUGCUUUACAUACCUGUUUCUUAGUAAAUGAAGGAUGGAGCCAGUUGGCUGCUAUGCAUUGCGUGAUGCUACCAGACCUGCUGGGACUGGAUAAAUUUAGGCCUCCGCUCCUAGAGAUGCUGGCUCGGAGAUGGCAAGACCGAUGCUUAGAGGUCCGAGAAGCUGCCCAGGCCCUGCUUCUAGCUGAACUGCGAAGAAUUGAGCAGGCGGGGCGGAAGGAAGCCAUUGAUGCCUGGGCCCCUUAUUUACCUCAGUACAUGGACCAUGUCAUAUCACCGGGAGUCUCAGCGGACGCCGUGCAGACUGUCAGCACUGCUCCUGAUGCCUUGGGGCCAGAAGCCAAAGUCCAGGAGGAAGAGCACGACCUUGCAGAUGAUGACAUCACAGCUGGUUGCUUAUCAAGUAUCCCACAAAUGAAAAAGAUUUCCACAUCUUAUGAGGAAAGACGGAAGCAAGCUACUGCUAUUGUUUUACUAGGAGUAAUAGGAGCUGAAUUUGGUGCUGAAAUUGAACCUCCUAAAUUGUUGACCAGACCUCGAAGCUCUAGUCAAAUUCCUGAGGGAUUUGGCUUGACUAGUGGUGGAUCCAACUACUCACUGGCCAGACAUACUUGUAAGGCACUGACAUUUCUUCUGCUGCAGCCUCCGAGCCCCAAACUUCCUCCACACAGUACGAUCCGAAGAACAGCCAUUGAUCUGAUUGGACGUGGUUUCACCGUCUGGGAGCCUUAUAUGGACGUGUCUGCUGUCCUCAUGGGGCUUCUUGAACUCUGUGCUGAUGCCGAGAAACAACUCGCCAACAUCACAAUGGGGCUGCCUCUUAGCCCUGCAGCUGACUCCGCCCGCUCGGCAAGGCAUGCCCUCUCGCUCAUUGCCACUGCCAGACCACCCGCCUUCAUCACAACCAUAGCCAAAGAGGUACACAGACAUACAGCUCUUGCAGCAAAUACCCAGUCCCAACAGAACAUGCACACGACAACUCUUGCACGAGCUAAAGGGGAAAUUCUGAGAGUCAUUGAGAUUCUUAUUGAAAAAAUGCCCACAGAUGUUGUGGAUCUUCUGGUGGAGGUUAUGGACAUCAUUAUGUACUGCCUUGAAGGAUCUUUAGUUAAAAAGAAAGGUCUUCAAGAAUGUUUCCCAGCCAUCUGCAGGUUCUACAUGGUCAGCUAUUAUGAACGGAAUCACAGAAUAGCAGUUGGAGCUCGCCAUGGUUCAGUGGCCCUGUACGACAUCCGGACUGGAAAAUGUCAGACAAUCCAUGGACACAAGGGACCAGUCACUGCAGUGGCCUUUGCCCCUGAUGGACGAUAUCUUGCCACCUACUCAAAUACGGACAGCCACAUUUCUUUCUGGCAGAUGAACACCUCGCUGCUGGGGAGCAUUGGCAUGCUGAACUCGGCACCUCAGCUGCGCUGCAUUAAGACCUACCAGGUGCCCCCCGUGCAGCCCGCCUCGCCCGGCUCCCACAACGCGCUGCGACUGGCCCGGCUCAUCUGGACUUCCAACCGCAACGUCAUCCUCAUGGCCCACGACGGGAAGGAGCACCGCUUCAUGGUCUAACGCUGGCGCCUGCUGCCCUGGCCACCUCCGAGUUCCGUCCGUCCGUUCUCCCAGCUGAGAGUCCUCUGUCCUUCCUCACACGGAUCAUUCCUCAGUGCCUGCCCGCACCAGUGCCCCCCGGGGGCGCGGCCGAGGCCAGGUCACUCCUGCAUGGCUCUUGGGGGCAGAUGCCCACUUGUGUCACCUGUGAUUCAGAGGCAUGCACACACCGCUCUGCAGGAUGUGGCCCUUCUGUCAGCACUAGGUCGUUUUUCCCCCGCCGGGGCUGGGGGUGGGGGAUGUCUGCGGGCCCCAGGAUCCCUCCUGUCGCUUGGUGCACCAGAAGCCUCCAGUUCAGUAAACACUGUGAUUGUGUUCCCAGCCCAGGUCAGCAACCCCACCUCUGAGCUCCUGCUUGAACCUGGUGGUUUUGACGUUGGGUUUUGAGGUAAUUGUGGCAGUCCUAAUUAGCGAAGUUAUUUUCCUUUAGAUCGCCUAAAAUAUAUUCUUGUUUACCAAAAAGAUUCUGUGUUUACAUGGUUGGUUUUUUUCCCCCCAUGACUGCUAGGAAACUGCUCACUCCAAUUUCCUAGGGUUUAGCCACUCUUUCUUUAUUAAUACCUAACAGAUUGGAGAUUAAUGAGAAAAUACACCAAAAAAUUGUUCCUCCUCACGGAAAAUAGAGUUUCCCAGGCACCUAGCCUUCUAAAAUGCUCGUAUCCUGCUUAGUAGUCUAUUUAGUAGUUUAAAAUAAAAAAUCAUCACUAUUUAUGAUCUAGUUAAUAUAAUUAUCCAGUCACUCUAAUCUCUUAAAUGGACUUUUAUAAUAAAGAACUGAGUUUGGAAGCAUAGCAUAUACUAAAUAAGAAGACUCUUAUGUCUGUUGCUACAGGUCCUUUUAAGAAAGACCUUACCCCUUCCUUCCAGAAACCUUACAGACCUACAGUUCCCACGUGUACAACCUAUGUCAGUUAUCAUGGAAUAGUUACAGUUCAGCCUUCAAACUGAUCAAUUAAAGGAAAACAAAGACAGCAUUUCUUUUACACAAGUGUCCUAGAAAAUUAGUACCUAUGGCACAAGCAUUCAGGAGAAUAUAUAAAAUGUGAGGGCUCUCAAGUUAUUUGAGCAAACAUUGCAAUGAGGGUGUCCAUCACACUUCGAAGUACACUUUAACUAGGUCGCUUUCUUCUCUUUAUGUCAAAUUAUGCUGGUUCUUGCUCAUAGUAAUGGGAAAAAAAAAUCCAUAAAAUAAUAUUUUGUAUGAAUUGCUCCUAACAAAUCUUGAUCUGUACAUAGUUGGGCAUUUGGUUGUUUGGUUAGUUGUUGAUUGGUUGGCUAGACACAAUGGUUUAUUAAAUGCUAAAACAGAAAAUGAUUUAUUAAAUUCAGAGAAGGUAGGAAAUUUCCAGAGGAACCAAAAUGAUAAUGGGAGCAUUUAAUUGGAAAAGCGUAGAUUGUUAAGAGUUUAUGUAAUAUACAAAAAAAUAGGAUCACAGUCCAGGAACAAAUCCAUCUGUCAUUUUACUAAAACAGAUUUUUAAAGAACAUGUUAAGAAAUUAAGAUCCACUAGAACGUCUCUUUCCUAUUGAUAUGAAGUGUGUUAUUUGCAUUGAUGACAAACCUGUACUGUUGCUUGGUUUUAGACUUUGGGUGUUCUUUUAAAAGUGAAUUGAUGCCACAUGCAUGUACAUUGUAUUUAUAAAGAUUAUAUAUGUAGUUUCCAAGGAAGAAACAAAGAACUAUCCAGUGUAGAUUUAUUUGUUUGGUGCACAUGCCAUUGUGUUCGAUUAUAGGUAGAAAAACCUGAGGUAAACAAAAGUUGCGCUUGGUUUUUUCAGUGGGCUCCCAAGUCUUCUCCAUACCCAGCACAUGUUUACUUUAUGAACUUAAAUAGGGAUUAACUUAUUCUAGACUACAAAGUUGUUUUGGAAUGAUGAAGCAAAAGUAUACCUUUAGAGGGUUUAAAACAAAGAUGUGAGACAAUAGGCAGGCCGCCUCGGACUCGCAGUGGGACACACCCCGGGGUCCGGAACAAAGCCAUGAGGCCCAGGGGCAAAACAUCUGGGCGGUGGGCAGAGGCCAGCCUGUCCCACAGUCUGUCUGAUUAUCGGCCAGUAGAAUAUUAAAAGUCGGAUGGAUGAUAUCUGAUGGUUAGACGUCUCUAACUGCUAAAUGAGUAUUUGCAUUCUUGUUAACACAAAUCUCCUCUUGGCUGUUUUGAUAACUACAGUCCCAGACUUCAUCACUGCUUAGAUUUCUCAGCACUGAGGCAAACUUUGUAUUGUCAUCCCAGUGUAUGCUUUUAGUGUUUUAUUGAUUUUGUUGGCACUGUAUUUGGACCUAUCCUUGUAAAUGUAGAGACAUAUAUGGCUUCAUUGGUAAUUUACAAGCAAAAGAUGACAUGACGUGACACCUGUAUGAAAAUGUAACGAUUGAACUCACUGUGCACAGCAAGUGAUUAAAAUGUCUGCCUCUCAAGACAUUUCCACUGAAUAGAUUCUAUAUGUGCUGAAUGUCCCUGUGUACAUAUGUGUGUUAAAUAAAACUGAAUUGUACUGAA
Messenger RNA from Zalophus californianus (California sea lion), 7571 nucleotides. It is a transcript of the gene WDR7, whose product is annotated as WD repeat domain 7. The transcript has 32 exons. The coding region runs from base 568 to 5031 and encodes 1487 amino acids. Gene Ontology annotation, molecular function: protein binding. The record is from RefSeq and is a predicted model, not a curated record. NCBI's taxonomy places the organism in Eukaryota, Metazoa, Chordata, Mammalia, Carnivora, Otariidae. Gene Ontology annotation, cellular component: cytoplasm.